GCAGGUUAGGUAGUGUCAAAAUAUCACGAGGUUGGUGUGCCCGCGAUUUUCGAGAUAGUCAUUAAUUUUUCUAUUAUUUUAUUCAAUAAACUUAAUUUAUUACAUUAUUCUAUGAACUAUACAAACUUAUGAUCUUAGACUUUUUAUUUGAAUAGUUGUUUCGGAGAAAAAGCUAAACGUUUAUCAUUUUAUAACCUUCGUCACUGGAGCCCGAUUGUUGAUGAUUGUGUAAUAAAUAAAAUUAAAGUGUUUUUUGCACUAGUUUUUGUACUUACACAGCAAAAACAAAUGUGUUCAUAGUCUGUGUAAACCAUUAUACAAAUACAGAUUGUGUGAGUCAUUUUUGCACAACAUGUUUUAAGAAACAAAAAUGUUGAACACACUAUGCAAAAACUACAAGAUUCCAUACAAAAUAUUAUGCCUAACAAGUUAUAAUAAUGUCCUAAAAAUACAACUGAAAACGUGGGCCAGAAGUCCAGUAUUUCUAAACCAAAGACUAGAAUGUAGAGUGCAUUCCACACAGAGUGAUUCCCAUAGACAAAAAGUUGUUAUAGAGACAACAGUUCCUAAAAUUGCCAUAGACAAGAAGAAGUUAGAUUUAUGGAAUACGGUUGAGCCGUACGUGAAACUUGCCAGAUGGGACAAACCGAUAGGCGUGUACCUGUUGUACUGGCCGUGCACAUGGUCCAUAGCCCUGGGCUCGCUCCCCGGGACCGUCCCGCUGCAAACCAGCCUGCAGACCGCGGCGCUGUUCCUGGUGGGAGCCGGGCUCAUGAGAGGCGCGGGAUGCACCAUUAAUGACUUGUGGGACAGGGAUGUUGAUGCGCAGGUGGAGCGCACAAAAGACAGACCAUUAGUGUCGGGCGUCAUAACGUCCAAACAAGCCGUGUAUUUUUUGGCGGCACAAUUGACAUUAGCGCUGGGAGUCUUGUUACAACUGAACUGUUACAGCGUCGCACUAGGCGCGAGUAGUAUGCUGCUCGUCGUAACUUACCCGCUAGCGAAACGAUUCACCAACUACCCUCAAAUGUUCCUCGGAGCGACCUUCAACUGGGGGGCCUUAUUAGGGUACACGGCCAUACAGGGCAGUUUGAACCCCAGCGUCUGCCUGCCUUUGUAUGGAGCCGCCUUGGCUUGGACGGUCGUGUAUGAUACAAUUUAUGCGCAUCAGGACAAACUGGACGACGCCCGCAUCGGCAUGAAAUCCACCGCGCUGACUUUCGGCGCUCGCACGAAACCCGUGCUGGCGGCGUGUCUGUGCGGCAGCGGCGCCGCUCUGGCCGCCGCCGGAGUCUCCGCCGGACUAGCGGCGCCGCACUACGUCGCUGUAGCCGCUUACGUGGCGCACGUGGGGAGGCAGAUCUACACGCUGGACGUGGACAAUCCUGACGACUGCGCCAAAAAGUUCAAAUCUAACUCCUUAGUCGGCCUUAUUAUCUUAUUAGGCAUCGUAGGAGGCGGCUACCAGCAAUAUAUCGACAACAGGGAGAAGAAUAAAGGCAAAGAAAACUUGGAUGUGGUCAAAAGCUGCGUUUUUAGCUAAAACAAAUAUAACACAUAGGAAUUGUGAGGUGUUUUUUUAGAAACUCAAAAUUAGAUCGAUAUUGAAAUUAGGGUUAUUUAUUUGUUGUUACAUUGGGUGUAGCUCGAAGAUCUAUUUUACGUAAGCAAGCAACAAAUAUAAGUCUGUUAAUAACCUAACUUGAUUGAUAAUGGGGCUUAUUCGCUUACGUCGGCAGGUAAUAAAUCUCUGUCUUUCUUUUUGGUUCAAAUCAGAGUUAGAAAGGGAGGGAAGAUAAGGCAUGUGCCUUAUUCGUGAAAAAACGUUGUUAUUUGCCGAUUCAGUGAGUCGAUAUGUGAGUAUGAUUUAAAUGUCAUCAUAAAUGCUAUUUUCCGAACUUUGUCAGAUACCAGUCGUUUCUCGUCUAACAUUUCUCGCCUGAGACACGAUGUUUCUUACCUUGAACAUGAUAUUUCUCGUCAUAAGAGCGAUGCUUUAUAGUAAAAAAGUUAACUUUCUCAUAAGAUACCAAUGUUAACGUCAAAGAUGCGUCUUUUCUUAUCAAAAGAGCAAGUGGAGAAUGAUUGUAAAUCAAUGUUUCCACUAUAAUUUGUUACUUAUCAUUAUUUAUUACUUUUAUUUUAUAAACCAUAUUAAUAUUUUAAAUAACCGAAAUUUGGGACAGCUUAAAGACACACAAGUAUUUAUGCAAAUUUUUUUAUAUCAAUGAAAUGAUAAACUGAAAUUUCAAAGUUACUUUAAAUUGAACAAAUAUUGUCACGAUAUGAGUGAGUGUUACUACUUUUGUAAAUGUGUGUUAUUGCAUAAACAAUUUAUAAUUGCAUUAGUAAUUUUGACUUUUAGCGAUUAAUGGUUAUUUGAACGGGUAUAAUAAUUGUCACCAGUAGAAGUAUAAGACGGCGUAUUUUAUUAGAAAAAAUAAAUAAAAAUAUUUAAAUGUACAAGAUACCUUUGACAAAUAUUUGUAUAAUAAAAUGAUUCGUUGAUUUAUAAUUAGAAUUAGUUUUAAACAAGUGGCUGUGUUAAUAUUUAUAUAUUAGCAGUUGUCAACUUUUGUUCCUAAAUAUAGUUAAUUGGGUUUUAGUUUUUUAAUUUAGGAAUAUAGUUUCAAUUAUUAAUUUUUUUUUUCAUACAAAGCGCACUUUUAAAUAAAAAGCAUGUUAGUUGAGCUUAAAACGACAAAUACAACUUUAAAAAAAAUUAUAUCGAUAAUCCAAUAGUGAAAAAUCAAGGUCGUGACCUGAGGCGUACCCCAAGCUCCUAUCCAGGGAUAUGAUAAAAAUGGCAGAAAUUGUGUCAGGAGGAAGAUAUUGAUCCGAGAGAAAAACAUGGAAGAAAAUCUUAUAUAAAUUUAGAUAAAAUAAUGUGAAAAUUAUUAAGCGAACACUUUGGAAAAACAAUAUUUUUAUAGUUUUAAUUUUUUUAAUGGUGCCUAGUGUAUUUUUCUAACUACAUCCUACUUCUAACGUUUAUACCCUUAUGGUUGAACCUUCUUAUUGGUUUUUAAAACAAUUUAAAAAAAUACAUGAAUAAGUUAAUAACAAAAUAAUCGAAAAUAUAUUUUGUACUUUCCUGGAAAACAAAAAUUUCUUUUUUUAUACCUACUUAUCACUUAUGUUCUUUAGAGAUAUUGUGUUUGUGUGCGUCUAGUCAUUAGAUUUUGUAU
Messenger RNA from Amyelois transitella, 3188 nucleotides. RefSeq names its product 4-hydroxybenzoate polyprenyltransferase, mitochondrial (gene Coq2). Lineage: Eukaryota; Metazoa; Arthropoda; Insecta; Lepidoptera; Pyralidae. Gene Ontology annotation, molecular function: prenyltransferase activity. Gene Ontology annotation, cellular component: mitochondrial inner membrane. The coding region runs from base 371 to 1543 and encodes 390 amino acids. The record is from RefSeq and is a predicted model, not a curated record. The transcript has 7 exons. Gene Ontology annotation, biological process: ubiquinone biosynthetic process.